ACGUACGUACAUAUAAAAAUCACUGGUACUAUUGAUAAUGCUAUUGCGUAUAAUAUAGAACAAUAAAUUCAUAAUCUUUAAUUAUACAUAUUUGUUCACUUUUUCACGAAACGCUCGUUUCGACUAUUUUUCGAGUAAAUAUUUUAGCGGCUUACACGAGCGUGGAUUAGGUUGAAACAGAAGUCCACGGUGAAGAAACAGACAUAGUUCCGUUUAGAAUUCAAUCGUUAGAUAGUUACGAACGUCUGGAAACUCGUGUACGCAUUACGAAGUAUUUAAAUAUCCGACGAUCCGGAUUUAGUACGUAGUUCCGCAAUAUUUAGCAUUCGUUUUGUCACGAUAGAGGAAAGAAACGAUGAAAUUUCGAAAAUUUGAAUUUAUUGCCGGCACUAUUACAUAUUGUACGAGUUCCACGUCCUGUAAUUCAUACUCGUAGUAGAUUUUUAAACGAAACGUAGGUUUUUAAACACGAACGGUAAGACUCGCGUAAUUACUAAUUGUAAAUAAUUACAAAGGAAUUGGGAAUGUAAUGACUUCGGAAUAGAUGUUUAUACUUGUAACAUUCUUCCAACCGACUUGGCUAAAUGUAUGGAAGGAGUGAAGAACUUUUUAUUAAUAAAUAAAGUCGUUCCUCUGAAUCGUUGUUCUUCAAGUUAUGGUUAAUUAAUGGUAGGUAGUGAUAUUAAGCGAAAACAUAUAUUAUAUAAAUAUAAAAAUAUGUAUAUACAUAUAUAUCAUUUUCUUCAACCAUUUUAAAAUGAAAAUACAGGUCUUCCUUUGAAAGAAACGAAAAAAAUGUUACGAUACUUUAAAGUCGUUACGAACGCUAAUGUAAGUGGUGUGCAACAAGUACAGUAAAAUUCCUGGGAGACCCAGGAAGAGACACGGGUAUUUAGUGGUUCGGGAACGACGUUGGUUUCACGCUCGAAGGAAAUUAAUUCCGACGAUGGUCGCGGGUUAUCGCGUAAUCAACACCUCCUUUUAAUCAAUUAAGCUCGGCGGUCUAGCGACGAGGUACACGAGACACGAGCCUCGUCCCUGAGGAACGCAUCACGCUACUCCCAAGUGUUUGUUAACCGUCCGAGAAGACUCCGCCUUUUGGCACGGGACCCAAAGGAAGAGGAUGCAGUUAGCAUCCCGUGAACCCAAGUUAGCCGAGCGUGGGUGUCCGCGUAGGAGGAUCUUCGUGAAACCCCUCCUUCCUCGUGAAAGGUUUCCCUUCCUCUCGAUCCUCCUCUCCAAUGUUUCUCGAUCGGUCACCUCGGUGGAGAGGAAACCUCAGGAAAGAAGAGGAGGAGAUUUCCGUAAAAAGAGAGAGGGAGGGAAUACAUCGGAGAAUGAUGUCUCGAUGAUAAGCCGCGAGGUGUAGUCGACUCGGGGGAGUUCUUUCUGAUUCAUCCGAUGUCGCGUUCACGCCGCCGACGACUUUAAGCCCUUGUCAGCGUCCGGAUCUCGAGGUGAAGACAAGUCCUGUUGACGAGAGGUGUGAGAGCCCGUCGACGAUGUCGAGCAUCCUCUGAUAGUCGCCCCAGGAUCUCGAAUCUCGUUGAUUGCCUCGAACCGCUUAACGACCAGCCACGAAAGAUAACCGUCCUUCGGGACAUGCUCGCCAAUUUCUUUUUCCUUCUGUUUCAACGUCGACAAACCUUGUCCCAGUUUCCGCGUGACAUCCACCGAUUGGUUUUUUGCGGACCAAAUUUUCGACGAGACGGAAAAAAGAUUAAACAGAAAGCAGAGAAUCAAGUGCCAGGCUGUGACGUGUGUUUCUUGUUGUUAACGUGACGGUGACUGUGAUCGAAGGGUGGAAUCGAUCGAAAUUUUCAAAGAAAGCCUUACAUUGUACAAUACGGUUGCAUUAUGCGCGAAACAGUGGUGGUUGCGAUUUGGUUCUGAAGACUGCAGAGAAUCGAGUCGAAUUUUUACGAAGGAUCGUAUUCAAUUUACCCUUCAGUUUCGGUUCAAGUUGUGCUUUGGAGUGAAUGAUAAAGAGUGUUCAAGUUCAAAGGUAUAUGGUGAAUUUGUGAGAAAAAAGAAAGUGAUUCGGUUGUCGAUGUUGCCAGAGGACCAGUAAGGAUGCAACAGCAACACGAGCCACGGCACGAUAUCACCGCUGAUUGCUGCUAUCAGCAAUGGGCUCCCCAUCAUCAGACUCAUCACUCUGCUCAGUCCAUGACGAGCGUUCCAUCCCCAAUGCAACAGAUGGAAGCGUGUUUGCAGACCGCGGGAAGGGUGAAACGAUCCCGUAGCCCCAACCUACCGAAAACCUCGCUAACACAGCGCGUCGCUAAUUCGUCGAUUUCCACGACAACUCCCACAGAAUCUCGCAACGAUAGCAACAACAACAAUCGUCAUUACGGAGACCACCAUCCCAGAGAGAAUGGCGCGAGUUUGACGGAAGAAUCUGGCUCCAAGAGGCCUCUACAUUCCGCUCUGGUUGGUGCCGGCGCUGCUCUCGAAGCGAAACCACUAUGGGAAGAAUUCCAUCAAUUAGGAACAGAAAUGAUCGUCACAAAAGCUGGAAGAAGAAUGUUCCCUACCUUCCAGUGUCGUUUUUUUGGGUUAGACCCCAACACGGAUUACCUGCUGGUGAUGGACUUCGUACCCUGCGACGACAAGAGGUAUCGAUACGCUUUUCACAGCAGCGCCUGGGUAGUGGCUGGUCGCGCGGAUCCAAUCUCGCCCCCGAGGAUUCACGUGCAUCCUGACAGUCCUGCGAGUGGCGCUCAUUGGAUGAAGCAACCCGUUUCGUUCGACAAACUGAAGCUCACGAACAAUCAACUCGACGACAACGGACACAUAAUCUUAAACUCUAUGCAUCGGUACCAACCAAGGUGCCACGUGGUGGUCGCGCCCUCGCCGCCAGGUUCUGGCCCCGAUCCUCGCACGGAGAACUUCAAAACCUUCACCUUCCCCGAGACGAGAUUCACCGCUGUAACCGCCUACCAGAAUCAUCGCAUCACGCAACUGAAGAUCGCCAGCAAUCCGUUCGCCAAAGGGUUCAGAGACUGCGAAUCGGACGAGUGCGACUCCGUUACAGUUUCCAGUAUGCAGAACCCUGCGAAGAGGCCCGCGACCGGAAGCACCGGCGUACUCUCGUCGAGUAGUUACGUGAACGCGAUACCAACGGUCCAGAUCCCUGGUAUAUCUAGUCAGGAUCAUCAUCAGUUUUACGGGGCUGCCGCGGCUGGACCUUGGGCUUAUCCCGCGCACCAUGGUCAACCUGCGGCGCAUAUGAAUUCUGUUCAUUAUCCAACGCAUCCUCAUCAUGCGCAUCCCUCGGGAGCGUCGUUGUACGGGCCACGAUAAUUCGGAGUUGCGAGGAACGUCAUUCGAAAUGAACACAGCGAUCCUUUUUAUAUUCUGCAGAUUGUAGAGCACUGAAAAAUAUUAAACAUAUUUUGAUAUGCGUAUUAGAGAAGACUACCCUUGAGUACAUCGACGGGUGUAGGAAUUGGAAAACUCAUUGUUGAUUGUUUGGAAAGAAUGGAAGUUGUACGGUGGACUAAGCAAACGUUCUUUCCAGCAGCAUAUCGUAGAACGUGCGAUGAACGAGUGUCGCGAAUCGUGCCUUAUCGAGAGAGUAAUUGCGGAGAAAGUUUGUGAAAACUAUACCAAAGAUAGUACUAGGUUUAAGUAUGUAAUAUACAGUAACUUGAAUUAUAUUCGUAUCCAGUGUCUUUAUACAUACGUAAGAUAAAAAGAAGCAGCGAGCCAAAUGUAACGAUAACGCAAUCGAUGAUCUACUUUGAUCAAUUUUUCCUAAGAUCUUUCGGUGAACUGUUACUCUGCCUUCGUAGCGUGUAGUAUUUAUUCAAAAAUCAUUUAUUCUUAAUAAAUCAUCGUACUCGUAAACAAGGUACCGGUGACGUUCAUCGAAAACAUAUUUAUUAAAUGAUAAUUUACCGAAGGAUCUUGAAAAGGUGAAAGAGAAUAAAAUAUGUAAUUCGAUUCGAUAUAAUGUCGAUAUCUCGAGCGCCGGCCUAGAUAAAAAUUCCGCCGAUUCCUGGCGUGAUCAGUACCGUCGCUGUUCGCGACGAUCGAACCACGCGAUACAAAUCGGUUGUUGGUGUCGUAGGUCCGUAGCUCGACGGUCGAAAAAGAAAGUGCCUUUUGUAGGAGCAAAGUGCAUCUAUUUAUACAGGGUGUCUGAAAUGCCAAACGGGCCUAAAACGCUCUCGAGCCAAGUCGGGAAAGUAAACGCACCGUGACAACCCAUGAGAGAGCUUGGUCGCUAAGUGCCUUAAUAAAUUAUUCUCCAAGUAUCGUGUGCCAUUGUAUCUCGAAAUUUUUUUCCCCCUCGAAUGUUCUCUUUCCUCGAGAAUCCGCUAAUAUUAAGAAACUCAAGAGCGCUCUGCGUGCGCAACGGUCCUGUACGUAUUCGAAAAAAAAAAGAGAAGUGUAUGAAAUAAAUGUCAACGUGACGUCGAGCACUCGA
This is a messenger RNA of Hylaeus volcanicus, 4435 nucleotides long. RefSeq names its product T-box transcription factor TBX10. The record is from RefSeq and is a predicted model, not a curated record. Lineage: Eukaryota; Metazoa; Arthropoda; Insecta; Hymenoptera; Colletidae. Gene Ontology annotation, cellular component: nucleus. Gene Ontology annotation, biological process: positive regulation of DNA-templated transcription; cell fate specification; regulation of transcription by RNA polymerase II. Gene Ontology annotation, molecular function: DNA-binding transcription factor activity, RNA polymerase II-specific; RNA polymerase II cis-regulatory region sequence-specific DNA binding. The transcript has 4 exons. Bases 2074 to 3306 code for a protein of 410 amino acids.